Molecule: messenger RNA, 2916 nt
Organism: Nymphaea colorata (pocket water lily)
Lineage: Eukaryota; Viridiplantae; Streptophyta; Magnoliopsida; Nymphaeales; Nymphaeaceae
Product: disease resistance protein At4g27190-like
Exons: 1
Coding region: 1-2916 (971 amino acids)
Molecular function (GO): ADP binding; protein binding
Source: RefSeq, a predicted model, not a curated record
AUGAUCACUAACGAGCAGUUUGAAGGGUUCCUGGAGGCCCUCCUCAUGGCUAAGUGGGAGCUAUUCAACUGGCUAUUGGCGGCCUUCUUUCUGUUUUUCAUGAUCAGUUGGGAACAAUUCAAAGGGCUUCUACUCUGCUUCUUUUUCAUGCUAAACUGGGAGAAGAUGAAGGGUUUCAUGGAGGCUUCUGUCAGGUGGCAUGGCCUUGUCGUACUCCAUUUCUAUUAUCUCAAAGAGCACAAGAAGAUCUAUGGAGCUCUCGUGGAGGAAAUGAAGAGAUUGAAGAACAACCAACACAUCAUUCACAGGCAUGCAGAUGAUAGAAGCAGGGGAGAAGAGAAAUGCCACAUACAGGACUGGCUAGACAAGGCAGAGGGCAUUGAGAGAGAUAUCGUUUCUAUUAAGAAGGAAAUUGAACAAAGGAAGAUGAACAUGAAUCCGUGGCUUGCUAAGCACUACCUGAGCUACAAGCUUGGGAAGAUGGCCCAAGAUAAGCUCAAUGAGAUGAUUGAGCACAAUGCUAAAAUCCCACUUGACCAAGAAGAGUUAAGCUCCUCUUGUAAUGGCAAUUUAUUAAUGGAGUUUCCUAUCACAGCCUCGGAGAAUGAAGUGUGUUCCCAUGAGAGAAUGCAAACAAUUCUCAAUUAUGUAGAAGAUGAUCAGAAUCCAAAAAUUGGCAUCUAUGGUAUGGGAGGAAUCGGGAAGACGACGCUUGUGCGUCAUGUUCACGAAAGAGUCCAGGGAUUUGAUCCCAUCAUCUUUGCUACGGUCUCCAAAGAACCCAAUCUCCAAGUUCUCCAAAGGAACAUUGCAACAGCGCUGGAUAUAUCACUGCCUGCAGAAUCAACAUCUGAAGAUAUUGCACUGAGAAUUUACAUUCAGCUUAAGCACAGAAAGUACUUGCUGAUCUUAGAUGAUGUGUGGGGAGAAUUGGACCUUACACAACUGGGAAUUCCUGAUCCAACGAACGGUAAUGGCUGCAAGAUCAUCUUGACAACCCGAUCUUUGCAUGUCUGCAACUCGAUGCAGACAGGUGUGCAGAUCAAAAUAGAGCCGAUGACCAAAUCUGAGGCAUGGGAUCUACUCCGGAAAAAGGCGGGAGAUGUCAUACUUAAGGACAGCAUACAACCAAUUGCUGAAGAAACCAUGGAAGAGUGUGGUGGACUGCCUCUUGCCAUCGUCACCCUUGGUGGAGCACUGAGAAACAAGAGCACUACAGGCCCUUGGAAUGAAGCCUUAAGGGAGCUGAGACUGUCAUCAGGAGAGACUGUAGGUAUGGAGCUUGCUGUCUUUCAAAGUUUAAAAUUUAGUUACGAUUACUUGAAAGGCGUUGAUCUGAAAAAGCUCUUCUUGUACUGUUGUUUGUUCCCCGAGGACUGCGACAUAGAUAUAAGAUCUCUUAAGGACAUCUGCUACUUCGAUAGAGUCCUCAAUUAUGUAAGCAGCCAUUUCCAAUCACACUCAAGGAUCGAUAAAAUCAUUGAGAAACUCAAAGAGUUAAGUUUGUUAGAGAGUGGAUUUGUAGAUAACUACUAUGUUAAAAUGCACGAUUUGGUGCGCGACAUGGCCUUAUGGAUCACAUCUGAAGGAGAAGGGCCCAGGUUUUAUGUGAAAGCAGGUGUUGGACUAACAGAGGUUCCAGAGGACGAAGUGGAUUGGGAGGAAGUUGAGAUCAUAUCACUGAUGAUGAAUGAUUUACAAACACUUCCAGACGAGCCAAAAGGCACAAAGGUUAGAAUGCUGUUGCUUGGCCAAAACAGUGGUUUAAGAAGCAUCCCAUUCAGCUUCUUUGUUCACAUGGAUGGAAUGCAGGUCCUUGAUCUUAGUGACACAGCAAUUUCAUCACUUCCUCCAUCAAUUUCCUUGCUGAAGAAACUGAAAGUCCUUCUGUUAACAAAUUGUGAACAUUUGGAGGAUGUGCAACCCUUGGCAGCCCUCACACAGCUUUUACAUCUAAAGCUUGAUGGAACAGCAAUAAAGGAGUUACCAGCAGCAAUGAAGGGGAUGAGAAGCUUGAGGCUUCUGUCGCUGCAUGGUACACGCCAUCUUAGUAAAAUUGCACAUAAUUUGUUGAGUGGAAUGAACAAUCUGCAGAAACUCGACAUGGGGAUGAGCUACAGGAGAUGGGUAGCAGUAGGAAGAUAUGCAGUUAGUUCAGGCGUUCAUUUGAGUGAGUUGCUAUGCAUGAAACAUUUGAGAUAUCUGGAGAUCACAAUAGAAAGCAACAUUGAGACUCUGGAAUGGAUGCUGAGAAGCAGAUUAACAAGAGUAUUAAAAGGACUGCACAUCAUCAGCUGUGAAGGCUUAGUUGAAAUACAGUCAUGCCACUUGAGCAGUUUGGCUUCCUUGAGCAUUCUUGGCAUUUCUUGUUGCUCCGAUUUGGAAAGGAUUGGAACAAUAGGUGACAAUGAGGAGCUACCAUUCACCGAUUUGGUGCACUUGGGAUUGAUUGAACUGCCAAAGUUGGAAAGCAUAUGGGAAGGUUUAGAGUCACCCAGGAGCUUCCAAAACUUAGAGGUUGUUGUAAUCGAUCGCUGUCAUUCAUUGAAGAGCUUCAUUUCACUUAACAGCGUGCUGCAACUAAAAAAACUCUGCUUUCUUACAAUCUCAAAUUGCACAGAGAUGGAGGAGAUAAUUGAUGCGGAAGUUGGUGAAGAGAACCCAUUGCCGAACCUGAAUGCAUUGCGGAUUCUGAAGCUUCCAAAGCUUACAAGAAUUUGCACAGCUUUUCUGACAUGGACUUCAUUGAAGCAUGUAGACGUGGAAGAGUGCCCACAGUUGAAGGCAGUUCCAUUUAACUCCCACAAUGCAAGGAGUCUGAAGAUUGCAGGAGAAAGAGGGUGGUGGGAAACGUUGCAAUGGGAAGAUGAGGAGACCAAGACCUCUGUGCAGAAGAAUUUCAUCCCCUCCGAUUGA